AUGCAAACUAAUUUCGGCCCUAAGAAUCAUCCCCUGAGAACAUAUUUGCAGUCGCUUAACUUGGACGAAGAAACAGCGGUAUCAACAAAGGAAAUUCCUACAGAUGACACUGCAACACCAACAAAACCUCUGGUCAAUUUCCACUGGCUCUCACAAUUUAUUAACAGCCAGAUAGAAGCCUCAAAAAAGGGAAUUUUCGAGUGCAUUCUUACCUCCAACCACCUUGUCGAAGACGACUAUGUUAUCUUAGAACACUACUGUGCAAUGCUGCCAACGAAGCCUUCCGAAGCCAGCCAACUUCAGCCCAUUAAUCUGUCCCUGAUUGCAUUGGGUGUUUUGGUUCUAGCUGUGUCGCUCUGUGUGACGCCUAUUUCACUUGCAGCUGCCUUCUUAAUUGGGAUUUUUAGUUUGUGGGUCCUCUUACGGCUAGUCGCCCUUCGCGUCUUUGUCGUUUUAAUCAAACGCAUAAUUGCCGACUUGAAGGAGUUUCACGAGUCAGUCAAAAAGUCCGCGCACUUCCUCCAAGGACUCACAUACUCCGAAUGGGGUCUGACGUUCGCAGCAGCAGGCAUGAAUCGGAGGGCCAGCGCGAGCAGCGUGUUUCCCUCAUUCACACGGCUGCUGCACAAGGUGACCGUGGACUACCUGACCCAGGUAUCGCAGCUGUCCCGUGCCGCGAGUGACGUCUUCCACGACGCCUCGGUUGUGGACGCCGGUGGCUGCCUCGCUGAGGUUUCUCCCGAGGUUACUGCUGAUGCGGCGGCAGACGCAAGCCUCUCCAGCAUAAAGGCACUCUCCUAUCCUUUCCCUUAA
Messenger RNA from Mesocestoides corti, 813 nucleotides. NCBI's taxonomy places the organism in Eukaryota, Metazoa, Platyhelminthes, Cestoda, Cyclophyllidea, Mesocestoididae. The record is from the annotation of a GenBank genome assembly.